Molecule: messenger RNA, 471 nt
Organism: Arabis nemorensis
Lineage: Eukaryota; Viridiplantae; Streptophyta; Magnoliopsida; Brassicales; Brassicaceae
Source: the annotation of a GenBank genome assembly
AUGAUGAGCAGCUCCAGGGACUGUAUGAAAAGGUUUGGAUCGAUGUCAGUGAGUGUAGACUUGACUAAUACAAAAGAAGUUGAGAUGCUAAGAGAUGUCUUAGUUGCAUGGCCUGUAGAAAUGGGAGAACUCGAGAUCUUGUUUAAGAAUAACAGUGCUACCUUGAAAGAAGGUGAUGAGUCUUCCAUUGGAAGAACAGGGAAGAAUAUUUGGGAAGAGACAAAACCGUUUCCCAACGCUCACUUCCAUGCAUUUACUCUAUGGUUGACUAACUUUAGCGGUUUGAAAGAAGAGUUUGCGUUUGCCUCGCGUCUGAUAACACAAGGUACAGUGGUUAGGACUAUGAUGAUCAAACCGUCGUCUUUCUCUCCAAGUAAGAAGUUGGAGAUUGAAGCGGCAGUGGCCAGGUUAAAGAAGCUUCCAAAAUUUCACAAGGAGCUUGGUAUCUUUAUGUGCAUAUUUGGGAUCUAA